Molecule: messenger RNA, 1452 nt
Organism: Aspergillus japonicus CBS 114.51
Lineage: Eukaryota; Fungi; Ascomycota; Eurotiomycetes; Eurotiales; Aspergillaceae
Product: putative allantoate permease
Exons: 2
Coding region: 1-1452 (483 amino acids)
Biological process (GO): transmembrane transport
Cellular component (GO): membrane
Molecular function (GO): transmembrane transporter activity
Source: RefSeq, a predicted model, not a curated record
AUGACCACCCAACCCAACGAAAAAAAGGUCUCUCCGUUUCCACCAAACGACGACGUGGAGCAACUAGACACCGAGAUCCAGCCUGGCGAGAUCAAGCAUGGAGGCACAGGAGACGUUGAUCCAGCCCUACAGUUUCUGGCCGCAGAGGCAAUCGAAUAUACGCCCGAAGAGUCCCGCAAAGUGUUGUUCAAAAUCGAUCGAGUUCUGAUGCCUCUACUGUGUUGGGUGUAUCUCAUCCAGUUUGCCGACAAAACAUCUUUGAAUUAUGCCUCUCUAAUGGGGAUCCGCGAGGACACCCACCUGGACCCAAACUCGCAGCAAUACAGCUGGGUGUCGAGUAUCUUCUAUGCUGGAUACAUCUUUUGGGACUACGCUGGCCUGCUUUGUGUUCGGUUUUUCCUCGGCGCGUUCGAGGCAACAGUCACUCCGGCCUUCGUACUGUUCACCUCCUGCUGGUACAAACAAGAUGAGCAGGCCAAACGCAUGGGCUUCUGGCUUGCUUGCAAUGGCUUUGCUCAAAUCCUGAUCGCGGCAAUUGCGUAUGGACUGUCGGGUGUACAGACAUCUUCCAUUGCUGUGUGGAAGAUUCUCUUCCUCGUGCUGGGCCUGCCUACCGUUCUAACCGGCGCUCUUUACUUUUGGCUCAUGCCCAACGAUCAGAUCCAGGCCAGAUUCCUGAGCCACCGGGAGAAGCUCAUUGCUGUUGAUCGCAUCCGGGGCAACUUCCAAGGCAUUGGUAGCCAUACUUGGAAAUGGGCCCAUUUCUUCGAAGCCUUCCGUGAUCCGCGCACCUAUCUCUACGUGCUCUUCUCGCUCUUGAUGAAUAUCCCCAACGGGGGCAUCACGACCUUCGGUUCUAUCGUGAUCAGCUCUUUUGGCUUCUCCAGUCGCAUGUCCCUCUUGCUCAACAUGCCAAUGGGACUUGUCGACAUUGUCUGCAAGCUCGGGUUGACAUAUCUCUCGGACAGAUUUCUGGAUCGCACCAUCUUUGCUAUAAUCGCCAUCCUGAUACCCAUGGUGGGUGGCAUCCUGAUGAUUGUCCUACCCCUUCAUGCCAAAGCUGGCCUGCUGGUAGGCUACUAUUUUAUCGGCGCUGCAGGCACCUCCUGGUGUUUGGUCAUGGUGAUGAUAUCCAACAAUACGCUCGGCUACACCAAGAAGGCCACAGUGAAUGGCCUCCAGAUAUUGGCCUACGCCGCGGGAAACUGGAUUGGACCGCAGACAUUCCGCUCAACCCAAGCGCCCGAGUAUUUUGACGGCAAGCUGAUGGUCGCCAUCAUGUACGCUCUCGCAGCAGUCACCUUACUGGCUAUUCGUCUGGUAAACAUUUUCGAAAACAGGAGACGCGACCGAAAGGCUCUUUCCGAUCCCGCAGGCGAUAACGUGGCUAUCGGCACUGAGUUCCUCGACUUGACGGAUUUUGAGCAGCCGGCUUUCCGCUAUGUACUUUGA